Molecule: messenger RNA, 1869 nt
Organism: Dictyostelium discoideum AX4
Lineage: Eukaryota; Evosea; Eumycetozoa; Dictyosteliales; Dictyosteliaceae
Exons: 2
Coding region: 1-1869 (622 amino acids)
Molecular function (GO): oxidoreductase activity
Source: RefSeq, a predicted model, not a curated record
AUGUUGUCGUAUUACAAAAAUAAUAAAAAUAAACAAUACAAAAAAUUAGUAUCAAAAAUUGAAGAAAGAAAUAAAGAAAAAUUAGAAAAAAUUAAUCAAUUAAAUAAUAAUAAUAAUAAUAAUAAUAAUAAUAAUAAUAAUAAUAAUAAUAAUAAUAAUAAUAAUAAUAAUAAUGGUGAUAAUAAUAAAAGUGAAAAUAAUAAUGAUAAUAUUAGUAAUACAAUUAAUAAUGAUGAUAAUGAAUGCGAUUUAGAAAUAGAAUAUGAAAAUAAUGAAAAUGAUUCAACAAUUAAUAAAAACUUAACAUCAAAAAAUGAUUUAGAAAAUACUAUUUCAGAAUGUAAUAAUUUAUUAAAUGGAUUAUUUAAAGGUGAAUUAAAGAUUGGUUGGAUUGAAUCUUAUAAAGUAUUAUCAGGUGAUAAUUCACCCAAUCGUAUCUAUCAUUUAGAUAUAAAAACCAAUAAUGAAAAUGUUUCAUAUGUACCAGGUGAUUACAUAUCAAUAUUAGCUCCAAAUGAAUCAGAUUUAGUAAAUAAAUUAUUAAAAAGAUUAAAAUUAGGUGAUGGUAAUCAAAGAAUUAAAAUUAAUAUAAUUUAUAAAAAUAAUAAUAAUAAUAAUAAUAAUAAUAAUAAUAGUAAUAAUAGUAAAUUUAAUCAUUUACCAUUAAAUAAUUGGGUUAAAAUUAUUGAUUUAUUUAAAUGGGUAUUAAAUAUAUCUUAUAUACCACCACAAUUCUUUUUAAGAAUAUUAUCUGAAUUUUAUAAUAAUAAUAAUAAUAAUAAUAAUAAUAAUAAUAAUAAUAAUAAUAAUAAUAAUAAUAAUAAUAAUAAUAAUAAUAAUGAAGAUGAAAGAUUGAAAUUAAUUUAUUUAUCAUCUGGUCAAGGAAAACAGUUAUAUAAUGAUACAAUUGUUGAACAUAAAAUUAAUUUGGUAUCGUUAUUGUGUAAAUUUAAACGUUGUGACAUUACAUUGAAAAAUAUAUUAAUUAAUAUACCCCCACAUGAAACUAGGAAAUAUUCAAUAUCAAGUUCACCACUUACUAGUGGUAAUCAUAAUAUUCAUAUUACUUUUAGUUUAGUUAAAAUAAAUAAUAAUAAUAAUAAUAAUAAUAAUAACAAUAAUAAUACUAUUAAAGAAAAGUUUGGAUUAUGUACACAUUGGAUGCAUAAUCAAAUUCAACUAUUUAAACAACUAAUAAAUAAUAAUAACAAUAAUGAUAAUAAUGAAAAUAAAAUAUAUUUACCAUUUUCAAUUGAAAAAAGUAAUAAUCAUUUUAAUCUACCAGAUAGUUUAUCAACACCAAUUAUAUUAAUUGCAACUGGUACAGGAUUAGCACCAUUUAGGUCCUUUCUUCAUCAUAGAUAUUAUCAAAUUCAAGAUUUAAACAAUAUUAAUCAAGAACAAAAACAAAAUCAACAACAACAACAACAACAACAACCAAGUGAAUUUAAUAUUGGUGAAUGUUUAUUAUUUUUUGGAUGUAAAAGAAAAGAUUGGGAUCAUAUUUAUAGUGAUGAAUUAAAAGAAUUUGAAAAGGAUGGUACAAUUUCAAAGCUAUUCAUUUCAUACUCACAGCAACAACAACAACAAAAAUCAAAUGAAAAUCAAAAUGAAGAAUAUUUGUCAUCAGGAUAUAUUAAUAAAUUAAUUGAAGACAAUGGUGAAAUGAUUUAUAAUUUAAUUAUAAAUAAUGGUGGUAUUAUCUAUGUUUGUGGUAAUAAAAAUAAAAUUGGUAAUUCAAUUAAUAAUAGUUUAAUUGAAAUUAUAAAGAAAUUUAAUAAUUUUAAUAUAAAAUCAGAUCAAGAAGCUGAAUUAUUAUUAGAAAAUUGGAUUAAAAUUGGGAAAUAUAAAAGAGAUGUUUGGAAUUAA